Messenger RNA from Penicillium digitatum Pd1, 192 nucleotides. The record is from RefSeq and is a predicted model, not a curated record. NCBI's taxonomy places the organism in Eukaryota, Fungi, Ascomycota, Eurotiomycetes, Eurotiales, Aspergillaceae.
AUGACGGUCUCUUCGACUGUGCAAGCUCUCGGAGUCACUGUGCCAGCGGUCGCGCAAGAGGCAGAUAUGCCCCAUCGUACGCUCAGCAAGUCAAUGACCUUUGCCAAUCUAGACCAACGCCAAUAUUGGCAUGCUGUUAGUCCAAUGCUGGGGAGAAUGCUCUCUGACGGUAACUACAGCAUUCAUAAGUAA